GGAAAAACUGGAGCAGGGACCCUGGCGGCAGGUUGUUAUUUUCGGGGACUCGGCGCCGCGCGUCCUGCUUUCCUGUCAUCGCAAGGCAGGCAGCCCGCUGCUUCCCGCCGCUGCAGCCUCCGUUUUGGGGAGUACAAAGAGCGAAGGGCGGGCUUGACCCAGGGUUGGGGUCCGGCCGUGGCCGCCUGGUGCCGGCCGAGCCGCUCCGCUCUUUUGCUGGCCGCGGCGCAGUAAGGUUCAGGGAAACAUCCGCCUGCCAUGAGCCGGCGGGACUGAGAGCCGGCGACUAGGAGCAGCGCGGGCGAGCGGAGCGAAGGACCAGACCGGGCUCAGGGAGUGCGGCCCACGGCCCCCGGAGCUGCAGAUCCGAGCCGGGCAAUGAUCCGGGGUGUGGAGGCGCCGAUGGCGGACAACCCGCCGCAGCCGCCGCCCGUCAUCUUCUGCCAGGACUCCCCGAAGCGGGUGCUGGUGUCGGUCAUCAGGACAACCCCGAUCAAGCCCACAUGCGGCGGCGGAGGGGAGCCGGAGCCACCGCCGCCGCUCAUCCCCACCAGCCCCGGCUUCAGCGACUUCAUGGUGUACCCGUGGCGCUGGGGCGAGAACGCGCACAACGUGACGCUCAGCCCCGGGGCCGCCGGGGGCGCCGCCUCGGCUGCCUUGCCCGCCGCCGCCGCCACCGCCGAGCACCCCGGGCUUCGGGGCCGGGGCGUGCCCCUGCCCAACGCCUCGGCCGCCGCCGCCUCGGGAGGGGAGGACGAGGAGGAAGCGAGCAGCCCGGACAGCGGCCACCUCAAGGAUGGAAUCCGGCGUGGUAGACCCAGAGCAGAUACUGUACGGGAUUUGAUAAAUGAAGGAGAGCAUUCGUCCAGCAGAAUCCGCUGUAACAUCUGUAAUAGGGUGUUUCCACGGGAGAAAUCACUUCAGGCUCACAAAAGGACUCAUACAGGUGAGAGACCCUAUCUGUGUGACUAUCCAGACUGUGGAAAAGCCUUUGUUCAAAGCGGACAGCUCAAAACACAUCAGCGUCUUCACACCGGAGAAAAACCUUUUGUUUGUUCAGAAAAUGGCUGCCUGAGUAGAUUCACCCAUGCAAACCGCCACUGUCCGAAGCACCCUUAUGCCAGGCUGAAGCGGGAGGAGCCCACGGAUGCUCUCAGUAAGCCCCAGGCUGUGGACAACCAGGCUGCCGCCGAGUGGUUGGCAAAGUACUGGGAAACCCGAGAGCAGCGAACCCCGACCCUGAAAGGAAAGCUGGCUCAGAAGGCGGACCAGGAGCAGCAGGACCCGCUGGAGUACCUGCAGUCGGACGAGGAGGACGACGAGAAGAGCGGCGCGCAGCGGCGGCUGCAGGAGCAGCGGGAGCGGCUGCACGGGGCGCUGGCGCUCAUCGAGCUGGCCAACCUGACCGGCGCGCCGCUCCGCCAGUAGCCCGCACACGGACCCCCCUACUGUACAAAAGUACUGCCCGGCGUACUUAAAAAGUAGAUCCUUGGGCAUAAGCUAAGCACCUUACUUGCUUAUCAUAGGCUGCUAUUCUGUAGAAAUGUAUGAAGAAUGUCAUUGCCCCAGAAUACGGGGCGAGAGAGAAUUGCACUUUUUUUUUUAUAUGGUAAUGGAUUUGUUGUAAAGUUUAAACUAUUUUUGUAAAUAUGGGACUUCUAGUACAGGGUAGAAAAGAAAAAAGACUACGUAUUGUGGGAAGCUAGAUUUUGCAAGUUUAAUGCAUUCAUUGGAAGCAGUUCUCACAGGAAGCACUUUCUGAAUAAGACACUUGGGUGGA
Molecule: messenger RNA, 1780 nt
Organism: Camelus dromedarius (Arabian camel)
Lineage: Eukaryota; Metazoa; Chordata; Mammalia; Artiodactyla; Camelidae
Gene: ZNF367
Product: zinc finger protein 367
Exons: 5
Coding region: 379-1428 (349 amino acids)
Biological process (GO): regulation of transcription by RNA polymerase II
Cellular component (GO): nucleus
Molecular function (GO): transcription coregulator activity
Source: RefSeq, a predicted model, not a curated record